GGAGGAUCUCUCAAUCGAUUCCGAGCUGGAAAAGGGGUACCAGAAUGAUAUGCGGCAUGUUGAAGACUCAACCAGCAUCGAGCGUACGAGCAACAUUGCUCCACCCUCAGUGGAGGAGAAGCACCUGGUCAGGAAGAUGGAUAUGCGUCUGCUCCCUGUUUUGGUCAUGUUAUAUGUGAUGGGAUUCUUGGACCGGGUCAAUAUCGGAAAUGCCCGACUGUAUAGCCUCGAAGCCGAUCUCGGUCUGACAGGAGACGACUAUCAACUCUGCGUCUCCGUCCUUUUCGCCACGUACGUUGUCUUUGAAAUGCCUGCCAACAUCUUUCUGAAGAAGGUCGGCCCUCGAAACUUCAUCCCCCUUGCCUCUGUCAGCUGGGGUCUGGUCAGUAUGUGUACUGGCUUUGUGCAGAACAAGACCCAGCUUAUCGUUGUACGACUCCUACUCGGAGCAUGUGAGGCGGGCUAUUUCCCAGGAAUCUGUCUCUACCUUGGAUUCUGGUAUUGUCGGCGUGAGCUUGGAGUGCGCGUCUUCUAUCUGUUCACCGCGUCCGCCGUGGCGGGCUCCUUUGGGGGCUUGCUAGCGUACGCCAUCGGACAUAUGGAUGGCAUUGCCAACUAUCAUGCCUGGAGGUGGCUCAUGAUCCUUGAGGGCAUUCCAACCAUCUGUCUUGGCGUCGCCGCGUACUUCCUCCUCGACAACGAGCCUGCCUCUGCCAGAUUCCUGACAGCGGAGGAAAAGCAGCUGGCUCUCAGUCGCAUAGAACGCGACUCCGCUGGGCUGUCAGCGGCCGAGCAGUCAGAAGGCCUGAAUUGGUCGCAGGUCAUGGUGGGACUCAAGGACUGGAGGAUCUGGGUCUUCAGUAUCGCCCAGGUAGGUGUGACGGUCAUGCUGUACGGCUACUCGACCUUCCUGCCGACCAUCAUCGAAGCGCUGGGAUACUCAGGAGUGCAGACCCAGCUUCUCACCAUUCCAUGCUACGCCUGUGGAGCGGUUUCCUAUGCAAUUACCGCAUAUUGGUCUGACCGGCUGGGCCAACGUGGAGUCUUCACCGUGGGAGGAUGUUUGGUCGCCUCCGCCGGAUACGCCAUCUUACUCGGCACAUCGCACGAUGGCGCAGGCGUCCAGUAUGCUGGGUGCCUUAUCGUUGCUAUCGGGUUAUACGUCUCUGUUGGUGUGCCCAUCUCGUGGAUGCCAAACAAUCUACCAUCGGCCUAUAAGCGUGCUGCAGGCAACGGUCUCAUGUUCAUGAUGGCCAACUGCGCUGGUGUCAUUUCGUCCUACAUCUAUUUGACCCAAGAUGCGCCCGAGUACACAAUGGGGCAUGCCGUGGUUCUUGGCUUUGUGUUGCUGUCGGGUAUCCUAUUUGCCAUCAUGUCAGCGGUGCUGUGGAGAGAAAACCGCAAGCGAGACCGCGGAGAGCGGGACUAUCGUCUCCAAGGCAAGUCAGACGAGGAGCUGGCGGCAUUGGCGGACGACCAUCCGUGGUAUCGCUACCUGUAUUAG
This is a messenger RNA of Penicilliopsis zonata CBS 506.65, 1504 nucleotides long. RefSeq lists its product as hypothetical. Gene Ontology annotation, molecular function: transmembrane transporter activity. Gene Ontology annotation, cellular component: membrane. Lineage: Eukaryota; Fungi; Ascomycota; Eurotiomycetes; Eurotiales; Aspergillaceae. The record is from RefSeq and is a predicted model, not a curated record. Gene Ontology annotation, biological process: transmembrane transport. The transcript has 3 exons. The coding region runs from base 50 to 1504 and encodes 484 amino acids.